AUGGCCCCAACAUCACACCUCCCUUUAUUCGGCGGCAUCCGAGCCUGGAAUUCAGAUGACUGGACCUCAUCCGACGACCGCGUCCGUGGCGGAUCUUCCCACUCAACCCUAACCUGUUCACCCUCCUCGCUGGUCGCCCAUUUCCAUGGAGAACUAGACAUAACGACCCUAGGCGGAGCAGGAUUCGCCUCGCAACGCACAAGGGGCGAGGACCGAACAUGGGAUCUAUCGCAUCACGAUGGCUUAGAGAUUAUCGUUGACCGGGCCGAUGAUAAAUUAUACACCCUGACUCUGAAGGACGAGAUACUGCCCAAGAGAUCUGAUGGUCGGGAGCAGAGCAGCGUGAGCUGGGAAUAUGAUUUCCGGGUUGAGCGUCAGAAGACGAUUUUCGUCAAGUGGGAGGAUUUCAGACCGACUUAUCGUGGUAAGGAUAAGGUUGAUGCUGAGCCGUUGGAUUUGAAGAAUGUGAAGAGGUUUGGGAUUAUGGUGAGAAGUUUCUUUGGCGAUCAGGAGGGUCCUUUUGAGCUUGGUAUUAUUUCUAUCGCUGCUGUGCGGACGGAGCGCUACUUGGAUGAUCCUGAUGGUGAGGACUUGAAUGAGUAUAUGGAUGAGAAAUCGGCUGCUGGGAGGCACACUCGGAGACGCCGCGCUUGGUUUGGAGGGCUGCUCAGCUGCUUCGGCGUUUAA
Messenger RNA from Penicillium waksmanii, 687 nucleotides. Its product is annotated as CIA30 family protein. Bases 1 to 687 code for a protein of 228 amino acids. The transcript is spliced from 3 exons. The record is from RefSeq and is a predicted model, not a curated record. Lineage: Eukaryota; Fungi; Ascomycota; Eurotiomycetes; Eurotiales; Aspergillaceae. Gene Ontology annotation, biological process: NADH dehydrogenase complex assembly.